AUGGUGUUGAGUGGAUUCGCGAGACGACCCUAGGGAAACUAUGCUCAAAAUUUCUUUGAAUUGCUAUAAUCAUCUGGCUAGAAUGUACAGCUGAUUUUGUGCAUGAGAUUGGAAAAUUAAUUUGGUACUGACUGUUUUGUUGCUGACGAUGUUGGAUAAACGCCGCUUUCAUUACCAAUCAUCUUGAGUGUUGAUAAUAGAGAAAUAAAUAGUGUAUAGUGUCUACAUUUUAAGCGGCUAAAUAUAGCGAUCUAAAAGUGCAUUUCCUAAAAUUCUUGAAAAGAAACGGUGUUUGGAAGUAGUGACUAUGUAAAAAUAUUUUCCUCGAUUUUUGAAAGAAAAAAAUAGAAUGCAUAAUUAAUUAUGUAAUUGCCUUACACAAAUUUCACCAAUUGUAACACAGCCCAACUGAGCCGGGCAUAAUUCGGAUCCACAAACAUUCUAGGAAGUACUGGAGUUUAGACCCAGAAGAAAAUAAAAAUAAUUCAAUCUAGUCAUAUCUAGCAAACAUCGUGCCUCGCGAGACAAGACGGUCUACACUAGUACUAGUAAUAUUUACAUGCAGACGGUAACUGUGGAACUGUUCAUUCCACGGCACGGGUCGCAUGUCCACAAUCGCAGUACAUAGGAGCAAAAACCGCAAAAACAGUAUCAAUACAGCGCGCUCGGUCAGUGUUGGUGCCUUUCUGCGAGAAAAAGGGGGUGCACAUGGUAUAGUAGUGGUAUUAUCAAGAGAAGUAAAACUAGUUAAACCCAGUCUGGUGCAAUGGCGUUUCUCACGGUGCGACUGGUUGUUACGGCUGCGGUAAAAAGUGCCAACCAGAAUAUUGCGGGCAAUAUUAAAAAGUUUAUGCUGACAUCGUUGGAUCAGCAGAUUGGGCCAGUCGCAAGGUUCAGUGCCCUGGCCAGUUCACCGAAAUAUGACGCUCCGCAGAACCAGAUUCUAAGUGCUACUCUCCGUUCCAAUCAACAUGUCAACAUGGUGGUCCCGAAUCGAGACCUCACUGUUCAAGAAAUCUCCCGCAGUCUACAGAUAUACUCCAAAGAGCGAAGAGAUGUCGAAAAGGAUCCGAAAACGCUUCAAUUGAAAUCUGGGUUCGAAAAACCAACUGUUCUAAUAUUUGCCUGGCUGAACGCCAAACAUAAGCAUUUGGUCAAAUAUGCCAAUUUGUACACAGACCAAGGAUUCGAGGUUGUUGUGACGCAGCUCACCCCAUGGCAGUUGCUUUGGCCUGUGAAAGGCUCUCAGCUGGUAGCAGCCGAUAUCGUCAAAUUUUUGAAGAAUAACGAAUUCAGAAAUGGUGUCAUUUUUCACGGAUUCUCAGUAGGAGGUUACCUGUGGGGUGAAUGUAUGGUUCACAUCGCUCGAGAUCUUCAAAACUACCAAAUUGUGCUGGAUCGUGUGAGGGGCCAAAUCUGGGAUAGCGCUGCUGACAUUACGGAGAUUCCUGAAGGGGUACCGAGAGCUCUGUUCCCAAGGAACCCAACGCUUCGCGCUGCAUUGCGAAAAUAUAUGAUUUACCACAUGAAGGCAUUUCAUGAACCAGCCACAUCACACUACAUCCGCUCCAGUCAGAUGUUCCACACAAACAUGCUAAGAUGUCCAGCUCUUUUCCUAGUGUCGAAAACAGACCCCGUGGGAACGGUGGAAGCGAACACCCGGGUCAAGGACAGCUGGGAGAGUAAUGGAGUUAAGUGUACCUUUAAAUGCUGGGACCGUUCGCCUCAUGUGGGCCAUUUCCGCAAACACACCGAAGAAUACACCGAAAUUCUGUUUUCACAUAUUCGUCAGUUGGAUAUGGGAGGACACAAACAGGCACUGCGAGCGAAGCUAUAAUAGAUGGUAAACAUGUUCUGUGAUACUUAAACACAAUGCUAAAGGCAAAAAAUCGAAUUAGUUCUGAAAUCACAUAGCUGGCAAUUGAUAUCUUUCAUGAACGUACAUGUUUUAAAUAGUUCGUAAAAUACCCCGUCAUUUUCAAUUUGAUAAGUUGCUACAUACACCACAUACCCAAUAAUCAAUCUACAUUACCAAUCUAUAGCGGUUCACAACCACCGUCAGGUUUAUUAGGGAAAGUUUAUAAACCAUUCGACAAAAAAACUAAUUCGGACACUUUGUACAAAUUACUUGGAUAUUAAAUAAAUAUUGGACAAUUGUAGUUUUAA
Topomyia yanbarensis is the source of this 2166-nucleotide messenger RNA. RefSeq names its product transmembrane protein 53-A-like. The transcript is spliced from 7 exons. Gene Ontology annotation, molecular function: serine hydrolase activity. Lineage: Eukaryota; Metazoa; Arthropoda; Insecta; Diptera; Culicidae. Bases 767 to 1837 code for a protein of 356 amino acids. The record is from RefSeq and is a predicted model, not a curated record.